CCACGUUGAUAAACGUUGAUGAGUGGUCGCGCAAUAUGGCAAACCUUCCCUUGUCAGUAUCAGUGAACUGGAAAGUACUCCUGCUCGGGUUACUCGUCACAGCCUCUGUAUUGUACUAUUUCUCAGCCUCACUGUUCAAAUCGACGCCAUCAUCCAAGCCAACAAUGGUCUCGACAGGAUAUUUAGACAUCGAGGGCAGCAAAGAAGCAAUCUUCUAUAGACAUGUCAAUCCAGAAAACGCGAAAAUGAGCUUGUUGUUUCUUCACGGGCAGGCUUUCAAAUCUAAGACAUGGCAAGAUAUAGGAACACUAGACUUUCUAAGCAAGAAGGGGUAUCGCGUAAUGGCAAUUGAUCUACCGUCUUUCGGGAAUUCCAAAAUGAAGUUGCCCGUCUCCAUGAAAGAAAGAGGUGAGCUGUUGGACAAGUUGAUUUCCUUGUUGGAAUUACACUACCCGGUGCUUGUGGCGCCCUCCAUGAGCGGUUCAUUUGCUUUACCUUUUAUAUUUUCUAACGAUAAUGCAAAGAAGCUGCGAGGGUUUAUCCCGAUCGCACCCGUGCACACAGAUCAAUACAAACCAGAACAAUACAAAAGUCUGAAAUUAAAAACAAUGAUAGUGUAUGGUCAGGAUGAUAAACAGCUGGGCUUACAGUCUUUGGAAAGACUGAAGAACAUUCCAGAACGUUUGAUCAAGCGGAUUGAUGGCGCUGGUCAUGCCUGCUAUAUGAAUAACACAGCAGAGUUUCACAGCUACUUGGAGGAAUUUCUAGAAAGUUUAGAAAAAACUUCUGUUGGGAAGUUAUAAAAUGGCUGAGUCAUCCUGAUGCCUGAUCUCAUUUCAGGAAACUAUUUCUAUCAUUAUACAAAGGUUAAAGAAAACUGCAUAGUCUGUGACUGCUUUGAACUACAACCAGGGGCAUUUAGAAAAAAAAAUGGGGUCAAGAGUAGUAAGUCUCUGACCACAGAUGAAUUAAGGUCAAAUCAGCAUCCUUAGCUCUAGAAACAGAUCACUAGAUCCAUCUAGAAGCUUUUUCUAUCCAAAUACACAUAUAAAAUUGAUCAUCUUCUUACCUACAGUACACACAGUCAACCUGAUUUGAGCCCAUCUCAUCACAUGGGUAGGGUCUGAACCCCCUCUGGAUGUGCCUGACAACGAAGCAUACUCCAUUCUGUUCAAUUGUCUUGAUUGUCGCAAAUAUAUGUGCAACCUUUGUGUAGCUGCUACCAAGAAGUCAGCAUCUAGUAGCAUCUACAGAAGGUCAGGGAUUAGAGUCCUUGCAAUGGUACUAUUUUCUUUUCUGUAUACCAUAAUAUACAGUACUACACCAAUAACCUGAAUUCCUUGUUAAGUCAAACUGCCUUCAAGUUCCUUAGAGAGUAAUUUUCAGCCAUUUCUACUCAGAUUACUUGAACGCUGCCUAACUCUUACAGCUUUUUAUUCCCCUUGAGUGUUUGAGUUUCCCAGUAGUCAGGUACUUGUCCUGUGUCUAUUGUUGGCAUAAAAAGCUCUUGGAUAGCUCUAUAGACCAUUUAUAUCUAUUGUACCAUAUAACUUGUUUAUUUGAGUGUGAUGGGCAAUUGAUAAGAUUAGGAGUUGAUAAAAGUGAACUAUUGUACAUUGUGGUACAGCCAAGGUCCUGGGUUGUGAUUGCCUCCCCCACCACAAUUGAUUACCUUCUAUUGCCUCCCACCUCCCUAUUUCUGAUGUUAUAUUUUACAGGGAAAGGAAGAAAAAAAAACAAGAAAUAAUGUGUAAUAGUAGUUAAGUGAAAUCAUGUUUGAAAUAAUCAUACAUUAUUAUGUACUGUACUAUCUAUAAAACACCUCAAUCAUACAGUUUUCUUGUAUGUAGAAAUAUUUUUUUUGACAAUUGCUGUCAUAUGUUGUGUAUGUAGCAAAGGUAUCAGGCGAUUUUAUUUUUCAAAUGUUGGAGAGAAAAAAAUAAAACUAUGCCUGACACAAA
Messenger RNA from Nematostella vectensis (starlet sea anemone), 1961 nucleotides. RefSeq names its product protein ABHD14A. The transcript has a single exon. The coding region runs from base 36 to 803 and encodes 255 amino acids. The record is from RefSeq and is a predicted model, not a curated record. Lineage: Eukaryota; Metazoa; Cnidaria; Anthozoa; Actiniaria; Edwardsiidae.